Neodiprion fabricii is the source of this 5615-nucleotide messenger RNA. Its product is annotated as death-associated protein kinase 1-like. The record is from RefSeq and is a predicted model, not a curated record. Bases 526 to 3948 code for a protein of 1140 amino acids. The transcript has 20 exons. Gene Ontology annotation, molecular function: protein serine/threonine kinase activity; ATP binding; protein binding. Gene Ontology annotation, biological process: intracellular signal transduction; protein phosphorylation; positive regulation of apoptotic process. Gene Ontology annotation, cellular component: nucleus. Lineage: Eukaryota; Metazoa; Arthropoda; Insecta; Hymenoptera; Diprionidae.
CCACAAUGGCCCUGGCUUCCACCAAUAUCUUAAUUUCUCCUGAAAUUUACCAAUUGAAUACCGCAUCGAUGGAAUUGACCCCGCAGCUGACUAGAGGUACACAUGUAUAAUUAUGUAUAGUUUGGUCAUAAGUAACAUGCUAUACAUACACGUAAUGAGUCGUAGUUUCGGAUGUGCAGCGAAUACAGAGAUAUUUUAAAUUGUAAUAAAUUUGAUUUCACCUGUAGGAAUGUUCGAUAUUGUAAUAUGAUAUUUGACUGCGGUUAGCAAAUAGCAGAAUUCGAAAUGUAAAAAUGCAUAGCGUAAGCAUAAUUAAUAUUUGGCUCGUUACUUCACAGCUAAGUAGUCAACGCUACAACGAACUUUAUCGUCUGCUAGCCACUGCUAGCAACAAGGUGGCGUCAAGUAUCGAUUGUGUACGUUGUGUAUAGGGCGGCCGGCAUGUCGACGAAUGCCACAGUUUUUACAAUUUUCUGUCAAACGGUCGGCAAAGUUGUUGGCUAAAUAUCGAAACAUGGACCGGGGAUGAUGCCAGGCACCUCGCGUCAGUUUGGAGCCUCCGCUAGUGGACCAGAAUGGGACACAUUAAUGGAGGUUCAUCAUGAACCUAUCGAAAAAAAUUAUGAACUCCAUGAGGAGAUUGGAAAAGGUCAAUUUGCUGUGGUCAGAAAAUGCAUAGAACUAAAGACUAACGCAGUAUUUGCUGCCAAGAUUAUGAGGAAGCGGAGGGUUGCCAGGGGAGUAGCCACAGCUGAUAUUGCAAGAGAAGCAGGUCUUUUGGCAAGAUUGAGACAUCCAAAUAUCGUGUCUUUGCACAAAGUUAUUGACACAGGUACAACUGUUGUUCUCCUAUUAGAAUUGAUUACCGGAGGUGAAUUGUUUCAUUGGACACCAUCCAGCGAAGUUGAAGCUACGCACGUGGUGCGACAAGUUUUACUGGCUUUAAGUCACUUACAUUCCCAUCAAGUAGCGCAUUUGGAUAUUAAGCCUGAAAAUAUACUUUUGUCUACACCCCCACCCAUGCCAAGCAUUAAGCUAAUCGAUUUGGGACUUUCUCAUCGUUUGACACCUGGUUCGGAACAUCGAGCUCUCUUUGGAACGCCAGAAUUCGUGGCCCCAGAAAUUGUCAAUUACGAACCUCUUAGUCUUGGAACAGAUCUAUGGGCUGUUGGGGUCUUGACUUAUAUUCUUUUGAGUGGAGCUUCACCAUUUUUGGGUGAAGAUAAGCAAGAAACAUAUGCUAACGUUGCUUCCUGCCAAUAUCAAUUUGACAAUGAAUACUUUAGCAGUGUUUCUACACUAGCCAAGGAUUUCAUUCAGUCUUUAUUAGUCAAAGAUGCAAAGGAAAGAGGCAGCGCGGAAUCAUGUCUCAAGCACCCAUGGAUAAUGACGGGCUCUGACGGACCUCAGGGUCUCAGGGGAGCUAUGAUGAGUGCUGUUAAACGUGGAUGCAUAGAAGCUGUAUUACAGUUACUGCAGCAAGGAGCACCACUCAAUGUAACGGAUUUGAAGGAAGACACGUUGUUGCACACAGCUUGCGAAACUGGCAACGAAUCGAUGGUAUCAUUACUGAUAGAUAACGGCGCAGAAUUAGAUGCUGCCAAUAAAAAGGGUUUGACUCCGCUGCAUGUGGCCGCUCGGCAUGGUCAUAUUAAUUUGGUGCGGUUAUUGUGUCAUGCCGGUUGUGACGUAGAUAAAACUAAUCGCGGAAUUCGAGCUGAUGUGACAGCAAUUAAACAUGGUCAUCUUGAGAUAGCCAAUUUGUUGGACAAAUUGAGAAAUCCAGUGCAGAGGGAUAAUUAUAUACGACAACUACAGCCAACCCAAAGACCCAUAGAACGUCUUCAUAUCCGACUUUUGGGGCAUUGUGCGUCGGGAAAAUCAUCUCUAGUACGUUCUCUCAAGUCAGGUCUCUUCAGUUUUGGAUUUUUCCGAAGAUCCCGGAGUCAGAACUGUACUGCAAAAAGAGAACCAAGUAUUGAAUUGGAUGUAACCAGCAAACACGGCUCCUUGAGUUUCGAAUAUAGUGACAGUGAAUAUGAAGGUACUUUGGGGGUGGAAUGGAGUCGUGGAAACGCAGGAGGUGAUUGUGUGUUUUGGGAGUUAUGCGGCCGUGAGGAAUAUUUAAUAGCAUACCAUCAUGUUUUGACAUAUCAACAGCCUGCUGUUCACCUUGUUACAAUCAGUCUCAGAGAACCAUUAACUGUUCAGGUACAGCAAGCAAGGUUCUGGCUGCGAUACAUUUUAGAUCGUAUUCAACCAACCAAUAUCGGAUUUGGGGGCAGAUGUAGUGAUGUGAAAGUAAUAUUAGUUGGAACUUAUGCUCCUGAAACUCCAGUUCCUACUUCUAAUGGAGUAAGCCUUCUAGCUCCACUCCUGCCCCUGUUAAGUGAAUACAUGUCAAUUUUGGGAGAUGAACCUCAGCUGGUUGCACUAGAUGCAACGAAUCCAUCCAGCCCUGGACUUAAGCUUCUUAGAACCUAUUUAAAUUCCAUCAGAGCACAAUUUAAUGAGGGAGGAGGGGGAGCUACGGAAACUUUUCGUCAAAGUCACGACUCGAGUGCCGCACCCACGUACGCGCCCUUGGCAAAUCUUGAAUUGCAGGGAGCUUUGCUAUGGACAGGGCUGGUAGAAGUAUGGAGGUCACAUUUGCAGACCAUGGAAGAAACACCAGUUAUGUUAACUCUUGAGGAGCUAUUGGCAGACGUGAGAAAAGUUAAUCCUUUGACAUCUUUAGAUCAUUGUAGACAACUUGGACAACAGCUACAGGCCUUAGGAGAAUGCGUACUUCUACCUGAUGAUUUGGUAGUACUCAAUCCCGAGUGGCUUUGGCGAGACGUUAUUGGUUGGCAAUUGAGUCCAGAACACAGAGGUCGUUUGGGAGGACGUACUACCGGAGUUUAUACAAUGGAUGACUUUCAAGCUAGGUGUCCUUGUCCAGCUGCUCAAGCACUGCAAGCUCUCCAAGCUAUGAAUCUCUGUAUACCGUGUGAAGUUGACGAAGAUGAAGUGGAGUUUGAACUUCCCUGUUUGAAUUUGAUAGAACGAUUGCCUGGCCUUUGGGAACCUUGGAAGUCUUCUCCUACAACCUUGCCCCAUGCAGGAUUGCGGUUUUGCCUAGGAGAAGCGUCAUUAUACCACUUGUCACCUAUAUUUCCUCAUUUGCAGGCCCAGUUGCGAAAAAUCACACAGUCUUGGGACCCUCGCGAUUCGGAUUUAUAUCAGUGGUGGCGGGGAUCAAAGUUAUGCGUGGGAGCCUGUGAGAGUAUAGUUACUUUAGAAGAAGAAGAUCAAGGUUACAUAGAGGUAAGAGUUCGCGGACCUCGAGGAACUAGCCGUCAAUGUGCAGGAUUAUUCAACGUCAUUCUUGAUGCUCUGGAUACCACUGUGGAAAUUGUAGCUCCGGGUAUGCUGCUAGAAAAGCAUUGGUUAAGCCCCAGUCAGCUUCGAGACUAUGAUGAGGUGAUACAUAGCUGGGAACCAGCAACGUUUCUUUCAGCACUGAUUGAUUUGAGCUUAGAUGAAGCGAUAAUGAAGAAUCCAUUCAAUGGGCAGCAAGAAAGUAUUUGGGAAAUCGUUGGGUUUGGUUUAUCAUUAAACCAUGAAACAAUAUCUGGUACACGAUUACCAGUAAAGCAGAUAAAGGCCAGUGUCCAAAGACGAUUAGCCCAGAUGCUGGAUCCUCCAGAAUCUCAUGGCAGAGAUUGGUGUCUCCUUGCAGUUAGGCUUGGUCUUGGUGAUCGAGUAGCACAGUUUGAUAGUACAACAGAUAGUCCAACCCUACGACUGCUGAACUGCGCUGGAACUGAUUCCACUGUAGGCUCUUUAGUCCAACAGCUUCAAGCGUUAGGACGCGAGGACGCUGCUCAACUGCUGUUGUCGCACACACCAACACAUUAUAUGUCAACUUUGAUUGAUUCUGAAACUGGCUCUAACUUAUCCAGAUGACGAUACAAUGAUUAUAAAUACCAAAUGAGCACAUUUUAAGGCUUAAGAAUAUUUCUUACUGAAUCUCUAUUCGAUGAAAUUUGCCAAAAAUUCAAUAUUUCCGCCCAUGCUUUGAAUUAUACUUUCAACUUAGAUAGGUUAUUGAUGAAUAUUGUGUCAUAUGGUGAUAAAUUUAGGAGUAUGAAAUACGAAUGGUCCUGAAGUCUGAUUCACAUAUUGAUUAUGUUGAUUUGAAUUGUCUACUUAUUUUAAAAAAGAAAUAUCUACGGUGUCAAGUGUGUUAAUUGCAAAACAAAUAUUGACCAAAUUAUAUGUCUAUUGCAACAUGAGUUUCAUCUGUAAAAUUUACUUUACUGAAACUGUUCAUCAUUGUUAGUUCCGUUAUAGAAAUUCAAAGUUGAAGUAUUUUCAGUCUACUCCAUUAAAUUUAUAGAGCGUUAUGUGUAUUUCUGAAUACGAUUGAAUCGUAUUACUUUCGUGCUAAAAUACAUGUUCUAGUUAAUUUAACCAUUAGGUAUUUUGUAGUGAGUAUUGCUACUUAAUAAUAAGAUGUUCAAAUUUUUUGCGUGGACAGUGAAUUACGAUUUUACCCAUGAAUUGCCGAGCAAUUUAUUUACGUACUUAAUGAACACCAGUUCUAUCUCAGUUUAGCAUUGGUAGCUUUUACAACUCUGAUAUGUAAAAAGAGUAAUACCUGUGACUGUUUCUUAUUUAUUCAAUAUUCUCUUGAGUUUCUUAUAAUAUUUGAUCUCAAUAACAUGAAUCUGUUCGAGUGAAUUCACUAUGAUGUUAAGACAGUAGAAAUUCAAGUAGUAUAUCUUGUUCAUGACACAAAUUAUUCGAUAAUGAUAACAAUUAAAUCAAAAGCAAUAUUACAGACUGACUGGUACUUAAAACACUUCCGAUCAAUGAGUUGCAAUUUUUCAAUUAAAAUGUAGCUUACACAUUGUUCAUUUCCCCAGUUAUUGGGUAAAAUAUUACGGAAAAUGGUCUAUAAACUGCUAUCUUACUUACUGACUUGAGAUGGUAUUUUGUUCUUAUGGCACAACGUCCAAGAUAUCUUGAAUUUUUGCUUGAAAAUCAAUCGAAUUCUGUCACAUAAGGCGGUAGUAUGUCAAUUUGACAUAUAGCCCUCCUUGUCUGGCAAUGUGCCAAAAAAAUACGAAGGCUUGUUUUCUAUGUGGAUACGUUACCAUUUCCGGCCCUAUGAUUGUAAUUACGUGUAUGUUUCGUUGUACGUAUUAAAUAUAAGUAAUAUACGGAGCGCUUACUGUGGUACGAUUACUUAUUGCAAAGUGUACUUUACAUUUGAACUAUUGUUGUUGAUGCCUUCACUAUGUGCCAUGAGCUCAGUCCACUCACAAUAAGCACCAUGUCUAUAAUUAAUACUUGUUAUAUUUAAUUUAUUAGAAACUUAUAUGGGUAACGUAUAAUUAAGUAGUAUCAAAUUGACGAUAACCGUUGAGAUGGUCAAAAUAUUCAAGUUGUGAAUUUACUUUUUGAGGCAUUAAGAUUGAAUUAUUUGGCAGGUUGUGCAGUUUUUCUUCUUUCUCUUGAUACUUGUCUCGGAGAAUUUGGAUGCUGAUCAUUCUUUGUUUGUAGCUUUUGUGUUUGUCAAUACAUGAUGGUAUGGAUUUAAAGUAAAACAUGAUGAUCAAUUACUAGAA